Messenger RNA from Acanthosepion pharaonis, 1056 nucleotides. The record is from the annotation of a GenBank genome assembly. NCBI's taxonomy places the organism in Eukaryota, Metazoa, Mollusca, Cephalopoda, Sepiida, Sepiidae.
AUGACUCUCUCUAUAUCUAUCUAUCUAUCUAUCUAUCUAUCUAUAUAUAUAUAUAUAUCUACUCCUUUCUUUCGUUAUCUCUUUUUACUCCAUUAUUCUUUUUAUGUACGACUUGUUCUUCCUUUACUUUUUUUUUUAAUAACCUUCGCUUUUUAUACGGUCUUAUUUAAUUUUCCCUUCUUCCUUGCUUUCUUUUAUUUUCUUAUUUUCUCCUCGUUUCAUUUAAUAUUUCCUUAUCACUUUUCUUCUUUUUCAGAUCAUCAAAAUCUUUAUUUGCUUUUCUACCUUUUCUUCUUAGAUCUUUCUUUAUUUCAUUAUUUCUACCCACGCCUUUUGCGUUUAUUCUUUUUCGUUCUUCUUUUUCUUUCUUUCUUUUUUUCCCAACGAUCUCUCCCUGGUUUAUAUUUUUCCUUUUCAUUCUCUUUGCCGUUUUGGUUUCUUUCUUUCUUUAUUUUUAUACCUUUUCACCUUUCAUCCGUUUUUCCUCCUUUCUUUCUUCACUUUUUUCUUUCACAUAAUCACAGUGUUUCUUUCUUUCCUUCCUUCCUUCUUUCUUUCUUUCUUUCUUUCUUUCUUUCUUUCUUUCCUUCCUUCUUUCUUUCUUUCUUUCUUUCUUUCUUUCUUUCUUUCUUUCUUUCUUAUUUUUCUUCUUUAAACUAUCAAAGUUUCUUAACUUUUUGUUUCUUUUUUUCAACACUAGUUACUUUCUUAUAUUUUCCUAGCAUUCUCGUCGUUUCUUUCUUUCUUUUCUUUUUUCAUAUGAAUAUACAUAUCUCUCAUUUUCCCUCUAUUUCCUUACUUUUUUAUUUCUCUUUUACAACCUUCUUUUCUCUUAUCUCUCAUUUCCCUUGCUCUUUUUAUUCCUCUUUUACAACCUUUUUUUCUCUUAUCUCUCAUUUCCCUUGCUCUUUUUAUUCCUCUUUUACAACCUUCUUUUCUCUUAUCUCUCAUUUCCCUUCUUACUUUUUAUUCCUCUUUUACAACCUUCUUUUCCCUUUCCUUUUUCUGUGUAUUUCUUCAUCUCUUACUUUUCUCGGAUAUUCUAUUUUCUUUUAA